This is a messenger RNA of Pestalotiopsis fici W106-1, 1032 nucleotides long. RefSeq lists its product as uncharacterized. The transcript has 4 exons. Gene Ontology annotation, molecular function: oxidoreductase activity. The record is from RefSeq and is a predicted model, not a curated record. Bases 1 to 1032 code for a protein of 343 amino acids. Lineage: Eukaryota; Fungi; Ascomycota; Sordariomycetes; Amphisphaeriales; Sporocadaceae.
AUGAAGCUCUCUAUACUCCUUCCGCUCGGCGGAUUUGUCUUGGCUUCUGCCACACCCCUUAGUCCCCGGAAUGCAACAUUGACCAAUGGCACUUGCACAAGCUUGAAUCAACGCAAGGCCUGGCAUACUCUAGAAGACUCGGAAAAGUCGGAUUAUAUUACAGCCGUCAAGUGUUUGAUGAACUCGCCUCCAGUCACGGGCAUCACUGGAGCCAAGAAUCGUUGGGACGAGCUGCACUACUGUCACAUUCAGCAGUCCAACUUUAUCCACGGCGUCGGUGCCUUUCUUCCUUGGCAUCGUCUGUUUAUUCAUUUGCAAGAGAAGCUUUUGCAAGACGAAUGUGGUUACACGGGUGCCGUCCCGUAUUGGCAUGAACAGCGCGAUCUUGAACUCUACGGAACCAUUGACAAGGCUUCCAUUUGGGGCUCUGAUGAUCUCAGCUUUGGCACAAAUGGCACAGGGCCCGAUGGGUGUGUAAUGGACGGCCCUUUUGCCAAUACGACGCUUCACAUUGACCAGGUCUGGGGUGUGGACUACUAUGAUGACUACUGCCUGGCCCGAUCGUGGAACCAGACGGCCUGGUUGACUGCCAAUCAGUCCUAUGUCGACAUUUGCUUUGCCAAGGACAACUACAACGACGCCAACUUUUGCUAUGUGGACAAUCCUCAUAGCUGCGGCCACUUGGCAACUGGCGGUACCAUGGAGGAUCAAAAUGCCAGUCCCGGAGACCCAGUGUUCUUCCUCCACCACGCCAACCUCGAUCGACUUUGGUGGCUCUGGCAAAAGGCGAACCUGACCAGCCGUCUCACUGACAUGAGUGGUUCCAUCAUUCCCCCAAACUAUAUCAUGCAACAAAAUCGAUGGCUAUACCCAUCGGCAGCCUUUAUCAACUACGAUGGCGACCCGGGCAACGAGACCACUCUGAACCACGUCUUGUGGAUGGCUGAUAUUAUUCCAAACGUUACGGUUUCUCAAGUCAUGGACCUCAACGGUGACAUGAUUUGCGCCGAGUACAUUGAACCUGACGAGUAA